Molecule: messenger RNA, 801 nt
Organism: Rodentolepis nana
Lineage: Eukaryota; Metazoa; Platyhelminthes; Cestoda; Cyclophyllidea; Hymenolepididae
Source: the annotation of a GenBank genome assembly
CCUCGAAAUCUUCCACCUCCUCCAAGACCACCAGCACCCAAAGUUACUCUUCAAAAAUCUUACACAAUUACAGCAUCUUAUCCCAAUCAAUCUCACGAUGAUCUAAUUAGCCCAGUGACUUCUCCGACUGCACUCCAGUCAACGCCUGUUCAAAUGAGAUCCAGUUACGAGGUCUCAACGGCAAGUUUGGAUAGACGAAAGCUCUAUAGAUCAAAAGCGGAGACUAGAGUUGCCAGACGAGCUACUCUUUCCAGACCAAUAACAAUGCACGAGACGACCUUCACCUUAAAACGAAAACCAAAUGAAAAUUGGAAUAAGUCCAUUGAUGAAAGUACCCUUCGUUCCAAAUCCCACGCACCCAAGAUCGCCUAUGAGCAAAGAGAUUCCAUUACUUUACCCAAAUUCUUAUUUGGAGGCAAGAAGAAGACUGUUCCGCCACCUGUAACUCGUCCUCAAUUGGCUGCCACCACUUCCAAUCAAAGUGGUGGAGCAAGCGCGCUAAAAUCAAUCGCAGACCUUGAAGACGGAAAUUACAUUUCACCAGUGGCUUACAAUGUUCAACAGUCAGCUCCACCGGCAUGUUCAAUACAAACAACUUCAGUGGGUGUUCAAACGAUUCCUCGAAGACCCAAAGCCCCUAUCUCAAGUCUUCGCCACGGAACGGAGCGUCCAACUUUGUUGACUAUUGCGACAAAUCCCAAGAUUCUGCAAGGGGGUCAUAAAAACACACCUUUUGAAGAGGCCUUCUUCGAGAAUAAAAUCAAACCUUUAUUAAUACAGGUUAGCCUGAAAGCAUGUUAA